AUGGCGGAACUUCCACCACAAAGUAAAGUAAAAAUUCGCGAAAUUGUGCAACUUGAAAUUGAAGUUACCGCAUUAAUUCAAGAAACUACGAAUAUUAGUGAAUCCCAGGAUGAACUGAAUCAAGUAAAUACAAAAGUUAAGAAGUUAAUUCAAAGUUUGAGACGAAAACUGGAGGUUUGUGUUAAACAUAAAUUUUUAGAUUUUUGUGUUGUGCUCUGAAUGUUUCAAUUUUAUGUUGUUUCAAUUUUAUGGUAGUGUACUCAUUUAGGAAUUGAAACAAAUCGGAGAAGAACAAGAUAAAGAAAGCAGUCAUGUUAAAAUCACGGAGGAAGUUGACAAACAUUAUUAUAAUUUAUCAAGGUACUUUAGUUAAUUUGAAUAAAUUACGUUCAUUUCUGUAAUAAUAUUAACUCCAGAUAAAAGUCCUAUGAUUGGAUCAAGCCAACAUGUGAUCUGUUGUAGGUAUAAAACACAUGUGUGUUUAUUCUGUUGCUUUGUGUGACCUUGGGGCACAUGUCACUGCAGCCAGUCCCCCCUGACUGGAAAGUUUGGAAAUUGCACAACUGAGUAAAUAUUAAUAUAUAGAAAGCACCAAAAUUGCAUGCCUGAUAUCUUGGUUGCGCGAUACAAACUUUCCACACUGGUCAGUCCCUGUAAUUUGUUUUCUCACACUGGGUUGCCAUUUGUUCUGCCACUGCAAGCAGGGCGGUGCCUUUAUUAUUUAUCUUCAAUAACAUAUCUGUUUAUAAAAAACAUGAUUAACAAAUCCCGGAUAACAGUUCAGUUCAUAAUCUAAACAAAAACUAUAUAUAACUCAAAAAACAUUAGUAUCCACCAAUCUGGGAGGGUGGGUGGGUAACUGCAUACAAUGUGCAAAAAACUCACAUGACUUUAUACAACUCAUGUGACCUAACACAAGGCAUCCCAAUAUGAGAAAACUGGUUUUCGCUUAUUUCGUAAACUCGGACAGUGAGAAACUCAAAGUCUUAAUUUGUGACUGAGCCUUCAGUGUGUUGUACCUGAGUUUGCAGGAUCAUGCCCCAGAUAAUAUAGGGUGUGGGUUACGUGAAUGGUCUGCUGUUACGGUAGAGGCAAGCAUCUCGAUUACAGUUACUGUAGGUUAACAUUUUGUGAAUUAUUUCUGCCACAACUCUAAAACAAUUUUGCUAAAGAGAAUGCUAAAUACAGAAAUCUAAUAUCCAAUUUCAGCAUGCAAGGAAAUUUUCGUAAAGCAAUCACGAAAGCCCAAAUUUCUAUUGAGAAAUACGAAAAGAGUCAGUUAAUGUCAGCUGAACCAAAAAAUGAACUACGACACAGGUAACCAAGUCAUAAUAUACUUAUAUAACUGCAUCUUACAGGUCUUGCCAAAUGAAUUUGGUUUUAUGGUUGUAGUAAGUCUAGCAAGCUGCAAUGAAUGCUUCUUUGUAAUCUUGAUCCUUCUGCCAUUUGACAAUUUUAUUUUGUGAGGGUCAAGUAUUGACUGCAUGUUCACAGUUAAUUUAAUUUUUAGACAGCAAAGCAAAGAGGGCUUGGCAAAAAGUGCCAGCAGCAUAACAGAAAAUUUAAUGAGUAUAGCAAAAAUGAUGGAAAGUCAAGUUCAACAAAGCAGAAAUAAUACUGAAGUUUUAAGUAAGUAUCUUUUGCCAUUAGGAGUAAUCCUUAUGUGUGAGAAAAAUCAACACUGCUUAGCAUAA
Paramuricea clavata is the source of this 1694-nucleotide messenger RNA. NCBI's taxonomy places the organism in Eukaryota, Metazoa, Cnidaria, Anthozoa, Malacalcyonacea, Plexauridae. The record is from the annotation of a GenBank genome assembly.